GUCUUGGGAGAAUGAAAAUUCUAGGGGGAAGGGGAGGAGGGCAGUGAAAUCACAACAGACUUAAAAAGCCACUUGCCCCAGGCCUAACUCACCACCACCCAACCCUCCCCUCUAAUUACCCCUGGCCCCCAGGAAGUUUUCAAAGCUACCACAUUACUGGCAACUACCCAGUGCCUGAGGGCAACACAGGGGGUAUGGGAAGUAUGACCCAGACCCUGCCUGGGAAGCAAAAGAGAAGAAAAUUCUGGUUUAAGCUCUCUUCUGAAACAGAAAGUACUAGAAGUGGGACCCUGAGGGGAUGCAGGGGAUCCGGUAGCUGCAGCUAUGUGUCCAAAUCCCUCCUCUCACUUCUCCUGCUGAGUGGCCUUGGGCUUAACCAUGUUAAUGCUGACUCCAAGCCAUUCUCCUUGGCAGGAUGAGAGUGGCAGCUACAUCAGCUUCAGCAGGAAAACCAUCCGUCUGCCACGCUGGCUGGGGGUGCCCUCCAAGGAGAUCCGUGAGUAUCUACACAGCCCCACCCCCUCAUCUGUGCUCAGGCAGGAUGUCCCAAGGUCUCUAUUCCCAGUGCUACAGGCCCCAGAGAAACACAGGUGCCCCGAAGACCAAGUGUGGGCUCAGCAAGCCCUGCCUAGACAACUUCUUCGCAUUUAAAAUCAGCAGUGGGGCUGCCAAUGUCGUGGGCCCCUCUAUGUGCUUUGAAAAUGAAAUUAUCAUGAGUCCAGUGAGAAACAACGUGGGCAGAGGCCUGAACAUUGCUCUGGUGAAUGGAACUACAGGACAGGUGCUGAGAAAGGGCAGCUUUGACAUGUACUCUGGAGAACCCAAACUCCUGAUGAACUUCCUUGAAGAAAUUCCAGAUAGCACGCUGGUGCUGGUGGCCUCCUAUGAUGACCCAGGCACCAAAAUGAAUGACAAAAUCAGGAUGAUCUUCUCCAACCUGGGGAGUUCCUAUGCAAAUCAGCUGGGCUUCCGGGACAGCUGGGUCUUCUUAGGUGCCAAAGACCUCAAGAAUAAAAGCCCCUUUGAGCAGUUCUUAAAGAACAAUCCAGAAACAAACAAAUAUGAAGGAUGGCCAGAGUUACUAGAGCUGGAGGGUUGUGUGCCACGGAAGGUAUUUUAGGGUGGCCAUGGCCCUUCCGGGCCAGGGAGCCAAAGAAAUGCCCAACUGACUUAAGAGCGGAGCCCAGGAUUGCUGGAUCUGUGCUGAUGGUAGCUGUCUAGGAGGAAGAAAGGGAGAAGCCAUAUGAGAUGCGCUGACCAUCCUCCCACACAAUGUGACUUACUUCCUCUCUGAGGAAACAACAGCCUCCCACUACCCUACAAGGACCAGCUUGGAGAUGGGCAGCUGCACAGGGCCUGUGGAACCAGCUGUGAGGGAGACAAGUGAGACCUUCCAAGACUGUCCAUGGUUAUCUCCAGAAGGACUGGCUGCCUACACUUGAGCAGGAUUAAAUUCUAUUUUUGCUGAA
Peromyscus eremicus (cactus mouse) is the source of this 1469-nucleotide messenger RNA. RefSeq names its product FAM3 metabolism regulating signaling molecule D (gene Fam3d). The transcript has 10 exons. The record is from RefSeq and is a predicted model, not a curated record. Bases 416 to 1120 code for a protein of 234 amino acids. NCBI's taxonomy places the organism in Eukaryota, Metazoa, Chordata, Mammalia, Rodentia, Cricetidae.